Chrysochloris asiatica (Cape golden mole) is the source of this 414-nucleotide messenger RNA. RefSeq names its product magnesium-dependent phosphatase 1 (gene MDP1). The transcript has 5 exons. The coding region runs from base 1 to 414 and encodes 137 amino acids. Lineage: Eukaryota; Metazoa; Chordata; Mammalia; Afrosoricida; Chrysochloridae. The record is from RefSeq and is a predicted model, not a curated record. Gene Ontology annotation, molecular function: acid phosphatase activity.
AUGGCGCGGUUCCCCAAGCUUGCAGUCUUUGAUCUGGAUUACACGCUCUGGCCUUUCUGGGUCGACACGCACGUAGAUCCCCCGUUCCACAGGAGUAGUGAUGGAACUGUGCUAGAUAGCCGGGGUCGGACUAUCAGACUGUACCCAGAUGUUCCCGAGAUCCUGGAACGACUGCAGGGCCUGGGGGUGCCCGUCGCGGCAGCUUCCCGAACAGGUGAGAUUAAAGGGGCCAACCAGCUGUUGGAGCUCUUUGGCCUACUCAGAUACUUCGUUCAUCUGGAAAUCUAUCCAGGCAGUAAGGUCACCCACUUUCAGAGAUUGCAGCAGAAGACUGGAGUUCCUUUCUCUCAGAUGAUCUUCUUUGAUGAUGAGAAGCGGAAUAUUGUGGACGUGGGCAAAUUGGGUACUGAGUGA